Acyrthosiphon pisum (pea aphid) is the source of this 2660-nucleotide messenger RNA. Its product is annotated as GTP-binding protein Di-Ras2. Gene Ontology annotation, molecular function: GTPase activity; GTP binding. The transcript has 3 exons. Lineage: Eukaryota; Metazoa; Arthropoda; Insecta; Hemiptera; Aphididae. Gene Ontology annotation, biological process: signal transduction. The coding region runs from base 1046 to 1639 and encodes 197 amino acids. The record is from RefSeq and is a predicted model, not a curated record. Gene Ontology annotation, cellular component: membrane.
UGUAUUGAUCAACCGAUGCGCGACGCACACGCACGGGCGACGCAAACGUUAAACGCGAAAAGAGAGGAAAAAAUCUAAAAUAAUAAUAAUGAAAUAAAAUUCGUCGGCAACCCCCGAACUAGGACGACGACGACGACCGCCGCCGCCGCCGCCACCGCCACCGCCACCGCCAACGCGUCGUGCUCCUAUCGUCGUGCGUGCGAAAUUAUUACCACUUUUAUUAUUACUAUUACUAUUAUUACUACCGCCGUUGCAGUUACAUUAUUAUUUCUGUUUGUUUAUUUCGAGAUUUCGUUUUAAACAUCACGCGCGCGUCCGAGCGUACGGUCGACCGACACGUCCAAGACGCGUAUAUUUUAUACAUUAUUGCGUUGACAUCGACACGAGUGCACCGUGUACACGCCUGCCGAAGGGAGCCAGCGAAUCGUCUGAUACACGUAUAUAUAUGUAACGUAGACCGCAUAUAAUUGUCGCUGUUUAUACGAGCGCACGCGAUCCCCAUUCAACGUCGGCGCGACGGGCAGAAAACGCAAUAUUAUUAUUAUUAUAAUAAUAAUAUCGUCGCCGUGAUAUCGUACGCGGCCACCAGCGUUCGAUCCGCGCGCGCCCAGUCCGCGCGCCCGUCCUCGUCGCGCAGUCACAUCCGUCACCGGCGCGUGCACCGUACUCGUCGCGUGUCCGUCCGUCCGUUGUCUCGCCGCGCGCCGAUCAUAACUACUGCGCUCGGGGUUAUGGACGUGGCGGCGUUGGCCGCGGCGACCGAGACGACCAACUCCGCGGCCACCGCGGCAGCUGCUGGUGCGGCGGACUUGGGCACGGCAGACGCGACGAACACGGCGAGAGCGACGGCGGCAGCGAUAGCGUACGCGAACAGUUGUCAUCAUAAUAAUACGACCGCGCUACGCCCACCAGAGGUCCGCGUCAGAUCGUCGUCUUAAGAGGACGCGGGUGAGGCCGCACGGCCGAGACGUGAUCGCAGGUCCAGCACGCGUAUUAUCGUCUGCAACUGCAGUAGCCGUGUAAUAGCCGUCGACACGACGUCGUAAUGCCGGAACAGAGCAACGAUUACCGAGUGGUGGUUUUCGGGGCGGGCGGCGUUGGAAAGAGCUCGCUAGUGCUCAGGUUCGUCAAGGGCACAUUCCGCGAGUCGUACAUACCGACCAUCGAGGACACGUACCGGCAGGUGAUCAGCUGCAAUAAGAACAUCUGCACGCUGCAGAUCACCGACACGACGGGGUCGCAUCAGUUCCCCGCCAUGCAGCGGUUGUCCAUGUCUAAGGGCCACGCGUUCAUACUGGUGUACUCGUGCACGUCCAGACAGUCUCUCGAGGAGCUCCGACCUAUAUGGCAGGUCAUCAAAGAGACCAAAGGUGCGUCGGAGCUUCCAUCAAUACCAAUCAUGUUGGUGGGCAACAAGUGUGAUGAGAAUGACACUCGAGAAGUUUCAGCCGAAGAAGGUGAUGCUGAGGCUCGACGGUGGGGCUGUCAUUUUAUGGAGACAUCAGCCAAGACCAACCACAACGUCAAGGAGCUGUUUCAGGAGCUUCUCAAUCUGGAGAAGAAUAGGAACAUAUCGCUGCAGCCCGAAAAAAAGUCCAUGCGCGGCCGUAAGAUACGGGAGAAAUGCGCGCUCAUGUAGUAGUAUAUUAUGUACUACCAAGACACGCUCAUCGGACAUGGGGAUAUAGUUUUACAUUCGUGUUGUUUAUAUUUUAUAAAAUAAUUUUCAUUUUGUUAAGUCACAAUUCAUUGAGAAUUAUUAUAAAAUGUCACAGUAAAAAUUAAAUUAAAAUGUUUUAUUAGUGAGACUGAUAAACGCUGACAACACCAAUUUAUUUAGAUUAGUACUUUAGAGCGAUGUUACAACACAACUAUACCAUGGACUUUUUUGGAGGUGCAAAUAUAAAAAUGAAUUUCAGUUGUAUAUGUCAUAAACAUAUAUAGCUAGCAAAGAUGUAGUGCAUAGUAUUUACUUUGUAUAUAUUAUCCAUAAUUACUAUAUCAGUCAGACAGGGAAUACGAAUAAUGGCGAAUACUUUUGUAAAAUCAGUUUUCACAGUACAAUAGAAUAAACAUUUGUUUGAGUAAUUAUGUAUGCAGUACUAUAAUGUGGUUUGAUUUGUACAGUGAUUAUUUGAGAGAAACAAGAAUCCAACCCUAGAUUUUAUAAUUUAAAUGUAUAUCAUUUAUGAGUAAUGUUCAGCGUACAGAAUAUAAACUAUAUUUCUUUUUUUAUCAUAAUUAAAUUUUAAUUAUUGUAACAAGUGUUAUAUACAGUUGUAGUGUACUAAAUUGUCCUGUAUAUAACACUUAUGAAAUACCAUAAAAACAUUCAUAAUUUUUAUUUUUUAAUAUUUCUAGUCAAGUAAUAUUGCUUUUCUUUAUAAAGAUGAGAAUUAUAUAUUGUAUGUUGCACCUUGUACAUAAUAUUUUAAUAAACAAUGUAGUUACCUAGUCAACAAUAUUAUAAUUAUAUUUUUAAAUACAUGACAUUUGGUAACCUUUGUUUUUUUAGAUAAAUAUUUUAACAUGUUAUUAUUGUUUACAGCUUUAUACGAUUCAUUUGUUAUUAUAGUUGUAUAAGUGUAUUGUCGAUCAAUUUUAAAAAUUGGAAGUGAUUUUUGGAAAUCAUUCUAAUAAAAACAUUUAGUUCCUGAAAA